UCAACGCAACAACCAGGGGCUUCGUCUGCUCAGCGAAGUUGAGACAACACGUCUGGAAACGCAUUGCCUGGAUACUGGAUUCAUGUGGCACCUCCACGCUCGCAAUUCUCUUCUCUUGCGGCGGCGGGGGACUUUUUUCUUUAUCGGUUUGCGAAAGAAACCCGUUUUACUUUGGGAAAUGCGUUGGUAGACACUAAUAGUUGAGUUGCAACCAUUAAACGCCCAGUAAUUAAGUACCUGCAGAUCGACUGCAGGGGAGGUUUUUUUUUUUUUUUUUUUUUUUUUUAUUAAUUAAACCAGCAAGGAUACUGCAGAGCACCUUAAACAAUCCGGAUCUUCACAGAAGUGAAAAAUGCUCAGACUAGAGACCAUCAUUUGCACUUUUUCUGUGCUGUCUGUUGCAGCACGAGCAGAUUUCAAGGCACGAAACUGCAGCGAGGUGAGGGAGGCUUGUGUCGGGAAAGGCUUCAGCUUCACACAUGUUCCCAUCCAGGAGAUCCCAGGUGAACAUCUUCGGGUGUGUUCUCAGGGAAGCACAUGUUGCACCCAGGAAAUGGAGGACAAAUUUGGCCAACAAAGCAAACAGGACUUUGAGAAUCUAGUGGAUGAAAUUAGUCAUGAAUUGAGAAGCACCUUUGUUUCCCGACAUAAAAGAUUUGAUGAGUUCUUCCUGGAGCUACUGGAGAACACAGAGAGGUCCCUGAAUGAGAUGUUCGUGAGGACUUACGGCAAGCCUUACAUGCAGAACUCGGAGGUCUUUGAGAACCUGUUUGCAGAGCUCAAGCGCUAUUACACAGGAGGAAAUGUUAACCUGGAGGAAAUGCUUAAUGACUUUUGGUCGCGGCUACUGGAGCGUAUGUUCACGCUGCUCAACUCCCAGUACGUCAUCACUGAGGACUAUCUGGAGUGUAUCAGUAAGUACACUGACCAGCUUAAGCCCUUUGGAGACGUGCCCAGGAAGCUCAAGGCUCAAGUUACCCGGGCAUUCAUCGCUGCACGCACAUUUGUCCAAGGGCUCUCUGUUGGCCGGGAGGUGGCCCAGAGAGUGUCUAAGGUAAGCAGCACUCCAGCAUGUAUUCGGGCACUGACCAAGAUGCUGUACUGCCCCUUUUGUCAGGGCAUGCCGGCAGUUAAAUCCUGUAAGAACUACUGCCUGAAUGUUGUGAAGGGCUGCCUGGCCAAUCAAGCUGAUCUGGAUCCAGAGUGGAACCUGUACAUUGAUGCCAUGCUGCUGGUGGCGCAGAGGCUGGAGGGACCUUUCAACAUUGAAUCUGUCAUGGAGCCUAUUGAUGUCAAGAUUUCAGAGGCCAUCAUGAAUAUGCAAGAUAACAGUGCCCAGGUCUCCUACAGGGUUUUUCAAGGCUGUGGCCAGCCAAAACCCGCAGGAAUGACUAGGUCUGCCCGUGGUGUUCCGGAUGUGUUCCACGCUCGCUUCAGGCCGUACAGCCCAGAGGAACGGCCUACCACUGCAGCUGGCACAAGCCUAGACAGACUGAGGAUUGUUUGGAAUGCGAUGCAACACAGUGUGGUUGACAUAAAAGAGAAACUGAAGCUGUCAAAGAAAUUUUGGUCCAACCUGCCUGAGGCCAUGUGUGUGGAGGACAGAGUGACCGCUGGAAAUGCCAGUGAUGAGGAGUGCUGGAAUGGACACACCAAGGGCAGGUACUUCCCUGAAGUUCAAAAGGAUGGACUGACCCACCAGGUGAAUAACCCUGAGGUGGGCGUGGACAUCACCCGCCCAGACACACUCAUCCGCCAGCAGAUCAUGGCUCUGAGGGUGAUGACCAACAAGUUGAAAAACGCCUACAACGGCAAUGAUAUCUACUUUCAAGACUCAAGCGAUGAAGGUAGCAGCUCAGGCAGUGGCAGCGGCUGCACAGAGGUCUGCCCCACAGACAUGGCCGGCGCUGCCACCGAAGCCCCGGUGGUGGAAGCCGACCGGAGCGGGCCUGUGGAUGACUCUGCCCCGCUCUGUGCACCUCUAGCCCUGCCAACCAUUCUGGCCCUCUCAGCCCUGGCACUCCACCGACAAUGGAGAUAAUGUUGGAGGAACCGGCUAAACAUGGACAUGCUGAGGGUUUUUUCUUUUCUUUCUUUUUUUUUUUUGCAGUUUUUGUAUUGAGGCAGAUUGGAGCUACAGUCAAGCAGACAGUAUUUAGGCUGCCAGUCUGGAGGAUAGAGGAGUCUGCUCUGAAAAAAGAGCAGUCAUGCAUCGUGAUUUCCCACUUUCCCAAAGAUCGUGCAGUGCCAUCCUUAGACUUGACAUUUUAUGGCAUCACUUCACCACCUAACACUGAUGCCAACCCAACAAACUCUGCUUCAGAGAUGUCUUGCACAUAUGGCAGGUAUUAAUGUAGGUCUCCAUGUGGAAAAAUAUAACACGCACUUUGAUUGUUUUCAUUUCUUUUUUUUUAUGCAAAAAUUGUUUGUGUGUUGGAAAAUGUUGAGAAUGUGGUUAUUUGACGUACCUAAAAGUGGCCGAAGGAGUUUUGAAACAAAUACAAGAGACGUACAAUUCUGGAACAUGUGGUUUCCACCUAUUUUGAUUGAAUCCUUGUUCCAUUGCCAUUAAAUCAUGUGCCAAUUAUUGAUUUUUGAUCAAAUCCAUGUUUGUUUUUGGAUCAGAUUCAGCCACUGAAUCAUGUUGCUUCAUAUUAUAUUUCUCAAGUAAUUUCAACCAUGACCUUUGACAAGAUUUUAGGUUAAGCAUAUCAUCGGUUGAUCAUGGGUCUGCUGUGUUCAAUGGCCGCCUUGUGCUAAAACUCACAUUUUGUUAAAAGGGAUAAGAUUUACCUUUUAUAUACUCGUUUGCCUUGCAACACAUUUGUUAUCUGCACAAUAUUCACAUAUCAUGCUGGUUUGUCAAGCUUGGCUUCAGGAGUAGACGGCCUCGACAGAAUUUAUUUGGAGCAAUUAUUGACAAACAGAGAAGAUAUCACCAAUAUCAAUGGUUCUGUGGUGUGGUGGGGUGCAUGUCCUGGUGUGAAUUAAUGAAUUAAUGUCCAAGAUGGCUAAACUAAAUAUAAUCCCCACUAAUAUAUAUGUUUUCAUUAAUCAAUAAUAUAUUUCUUUUAUUUUCUUAUCAGUAGGGGUUCAUGUCUCUUUUAAGUGAGUAGUCACCCAGUGUCUUAAGUUCUAUCUAACGACUUACCAGCACUACUGAUCUGCAAGCAAAAGCCCUCAAUAAAGAGUUAAUCACAUCAACCUUUUAUAAAAGAUAUGUAAAACAUACUGUGUGGACAUUGAAAGCUUUAUAAAGGCACAGUAAUUGAAAAUCAUGACCAUGGUCUAUAAAUGUGUAAAUAGACAUUGCAGCAUGAAAAGCACACCCUUUCAAUACAGAAUCACCAUCACAGAUAUACUCAUUUCCAGUAAUUGGAGCCUAACUUUUUUUCUUCUGCAUCCUCAGAAUAGUCUCCAAGUAUUUCCACAAGUAUUACACAUUUUAGAAGUUCCAGGAAUUCUUGAUUUGCAUACAGGAACAAAAAAAGGUGCCACUUUUGCAUGCGUGAUUGACUCUGCAGAGCUUAUCCUGUAAUAGCUAUCAAAGUUUGGAUGAUAUAGCUGUUAAAAUUCAUUGUAGUGUUUAAAAAAACUACGAAACUGAAAUACUGUCAGGCAGGAAUAAAAAGUUACGUGUUGCUAUUUCUGCAAAUGUAUUACCACAAGUAUUUAAAGUGUGGGGGAAUUAUUAAGAGAGGAAGUUGCAAACAGCUCACAGUGGUUACAGGAAAUGCAAAGAAAGGGCCCCUAGAUGUAUCUGUAAAGCUUGAAUGGUUGUGUCUGCAGCACAGACAGACUGGAAGCCGACCACAGUCACCUGUGAAAUGAGAAUCUGUGGAGACCGGACAGGCCUGAAUGCUUCAGUGAAGCUCCUCAGUAGAGCGUACUUACAGAGAAUGUGAGAGGCCUGGCACUGCUGAGGGGGGCGGACAAAACCAGCCUGUAUGUACGUCCACUGUUCUCUGAGAGCCCGUCGGCUCCAUAAGAACAGGCCAGCUAAGCUUACACAUCCAAGGAAUUAACUAGUGUUAUGCCCUUCGCAGUAUAUCAGUAAAUAUUUGUUGAGCGUUUCUUUAUUGCAUUUAAGUCUGCGUUUACAUCCACAUUGCACGAACAAAAAAUGUAGAGAAAAUAUGUCAAAGGUGUCAUUUAAAAGGAUUCUUUAUUAUGAAUAUUGAUCUCGCAGGAUGCCCUUUUUAUGUUUUGUAUCAUUGAACUUUUAUUGGUAAUAUUUUUGCAAUAAAAUAUUGAAAAUGGGUGUCUGGUGAGACGAAUUAUCUGAGGUUAUAAAUCAACAUUUUUUUCGCAAUCAAUGCAUUUCUGUGCGAAGUGAAAUCCUAAUGAGGUGACGUUUGUUUGGUGUUUGAAUCUAAUUUCAAACUAAGAGAGGAGAAGAACUAGUUGAGCAAAUAUGCCUUAUGGUUUUCCAGUGCAAUUGAGGUGAUUACAUUUGUGUUUUGUUACUGUUAUUGAGAAUAAAUAUUUAUUAAAACA
Messenger RNA from Anarrhichthys ocellatus (wolf-eel), 4497 nucleotides. Its product is annotated as glypican-6-like. Lineage: Eukaryota; Metazoa; Chordata; Actinopteri; Perciformes; Anarhichadidae. Bases 353 to 2041 code for a protein of 562 amino acids. The record is from RefSeq and is a predicted model, not a curated record. The transcript has 10 exons. Gene Ontology annotation, cellular component: synapse; extracellular region; cell surface. Gene Ontology annotation, biological process: regulation of signal transduction; cell migration; regulation of protein localization to membrane.